Molecule: messenger RNA, 450 nt
Organism: Aspergillus ruber CBS 135680
Lineage: Eukaryota; Fungi; Ascomycota; Eurotiomycetes; Eurotiales; Aspergillaceae
Exons: 2
Coding region: 75-353 (92 amino acids)
Source: RefSeq, a predicted model, not a curated record
GCGUUCAGCAUGCUAGGUCGCACUGGCAACUACGUAUGGCCCUUUGCAGCACGGGACACCAUUGUCCAUUCCCCAUGACGUCUUCUUGCUGCUAUCAUUUCUCGGUCCGAAAUUACCCUUCAAAGGGUCUCACUCAGCAUGAACCGUGGUAUACGAAUGAUCUGAGGAUACAGGGCUACAGGGAUAUGCCUGCAAAAUCUGAUAGGAGCUUUGGGGUGCUGAAUGUCAACCGUCUCAAGGUUAAUCCCUGCAGUUUCGGUAUGGUACUUUGGGCAGACAUCACGCUAGGGCUUAGCAACCUGGUGCUAUUUGGGGUGAUAGCAUGCCUGGACGUAGAUGUAUCUGACAGAUGAGUGGCUGAAUGGCUCAGGACGUGAACUUGGGUUACUCAAUCUGAAAAUGCGUCGCCCGUAGUUAGCAUAGUGCCCUAAUCCACCAACAUGUUCGCAC